Rosa rugosa (rugosa rose) is the source of this 513-nucleotide messenger RNA. RefSeq lists its product as uncharacterized. NCBI's taxonomy places the organism in Eukaryota, Viridiplantae, Streptophyta, Magnoliopsida, Rosales, Rosaceae. Gene Ontology annotation, cellular component: cytoplasm. Bases 1 to 513 code for a protein of 170 amino acids. The record is from RefSeq and is a predicted model, not a curated record. The transcript has 3 exons. Gene Ontology annotation, molecular function: ubiquitin protein ligase activity; calcium ion binding. Gene Ontology annotation, biological process: protein ubiquitination.
AUGGAAGCCAUGUAUUCAGAUCCCCCCAAGCUUAUUCCUGCAACUGAAUCAUCCAUUGAGGGUUUGGAGAAAGUGAGACUUGAUAGUUUGGAAGAUGCUGUUAGACAGAUGCCGUGUAGUAUUUGCAUGGAGGGCCUUGAUCACUUUGAUGCUGCAGAAGAAGGGGCUGAUCAUCCGCCUAUGAUUGCUCGCUUGCCCUGCGCACAUACAUUUCAUGCAGAUUGCAUUGUCCAGUGGCUCAAGACGAAUUACAGGUGUCCUUUGUGCCGAUCCCCAAUUGUGGAAGCGGGCGAGCCAUCAAAGCCCCCAUUGAGGCUGCAUUGGUCUAUGCUCAUGACAUCUGUGGUUGGUAAAGAAGAUGGUGCUAGCCCUCGUGAAUCAGAGCUGGCACUUACCAAUGAUGUUAUUGAAUCAAUCAUCGACAAGACAAUGAUGGAGGCAGAUUUAAAAGGAGAUGGAACAAUUGAUCAAGACGAGUGGAAGGAAUACGUGGCAAAGCAUAUUCCAAUAUGA